Emys orbicularis (European pond turtle) is the source of this 1220-nucleotide messenger RNA. RefSeq lists its product as uncharacterized. NCBI's taxonomy places the organism in Eukaryota, Metazoa, Chordata, Testudines, Emydidae. The transcript has 7 exons. The record is from RefSeq and is a predicted model, not a curated record. The coding region runs from base 87 to 815 and encodes 242 amino acids.
GAGGGGAGGGCAGGUGAGAUGGAGACGGAGUCGGCGCUGAGGGGAGUCCGAUGUUUUUCAUCCUCCGUGUCCUGGAACCUUGAAACAUGCCAUUAAGUGGAGGCCUAUAUGGUUGUGAAGACCCCACCUACUGGAGGACAGUGUUUGAUGUCUACUGGGAUGUACUCAAAGCCAAAGGAGGCAGGCAGAAAAAACUUGCUGAGUUGGAUAAAUGGUAUCAGGAGGAGCUGCCAGUUGCUAUUGCAGGAAGGAGAGAAAAAUAUCUGACACAGGCUGAAGUGGUGAAACUGAUGGAAUGGAAACUUGCUCGGGGAAAGUUUCGUCCUCGUCUGCAGCAGCUGGUGGCCACUAACUCCAGUGAAACGGUGGAGGGCUGUACAAGGAAAGCUUUCCAGCUCCUUCCAGACGUGGCAGCUGCCAUUACUGAGCUGAGCCAGCUAAAGGCUGUGGGAUCAGCCACAGCUUCGGCAAUUCUAGCUGCAGGAGCCCCAGAGGCUGCGGCAUUUAUGGCAGAUGAAGCAAUGGAGUCCAUUCCAGGCCUCACCCCAAUUCAAUAUACCCUCAAGCAUUACAUCCUCUACCUGGACAAGAUCCAACUCUGUGUCAAGAAACUAAACAAAGCGGAUACAGAGAAAGCAUGGACUCCUCAUCGUGUGGAGAUGUGUCUCUGGGCCUGGGCCGUGGCACAGAAAUGGUGUCCUUCACUGCUGCAGACUCUCAGCUCAGGGGGAGAGAAGGCAGCUGAUGAGGCGGAUGAGGAUGUUAGACCCACAAAGAAAUGGAAAGCCAGGAUGCCAUCCUGGCCCCAGCUCUGACUUCCUGGACCAUUUACCUCCUUCAUCUCCAAUAAUCCCAUUGAUUGAAGAUUCCUCCAGCUGGAAUUGUAUCAUCAGAGUUCUUCCAUCACAAUAGCUGCAUGUCAUGAUCAUUAAAAGAGCUGGUGAUGUGCUCAGCCCUGAACAAUAGUCAGACAUCAUGAAAGUCUCUGCUCUGGAGAGCUUAUGCUCUGCGUGACCGACAAAAUGCAUUGAAACAUCCAGAGGGGAAGUCAUCAUGGGUUUUAUUUCCCCCUUCCUUCUAUUCCUCUCCCCAGUCUAUUCAGUUUUUCCAUGGGUACACCCUACAAAAGAAGGGUGUCUUUAGUAGGGACUUGAAAGGGGAUUGGAGACCUGACAGAUGGGGAUCAGGAGAUCAUUCCAGGCAUAGGAAGCAUCACAAAA